AUGUUCAGAAACAACUAUCAGGGGGGCCCGUUUGUUGAAAUACUCAGUGCUCAAGGCAAGAACCCAGGAGCAAAAUGGAAGAUUUUUGGCAACCCAUCAGCUAUCUCAAAAGAAUACGACAGAGAACUAAAAGGCUUUGUUUUUGUACUUGAAGGAAAUAGUCUAAUCAACAAAAUGAAGCUACCAAGGGAAACCAAACAAACUUUGGGACUGGUGCAGCAAUUUCUGACACUUCAGAUUUUUGUGCCAUUGGGAAAAGACUUCUCCACUGAGUUACUGAUAACUGAUUUUGACAAUAUUAAAAGAAGAUUGUAUUUGUCAACGGUCCACAAGGUGUUGUCUGUAACCCCUCUGCAUGCAAAGAUUCCUCUGUUUAUGAUCAAGCGCAAAAUAUGGUGUAAUAUGUGUAUUGACUUGGUAACAUUUACCUAUGAAAUAUUCAGAGGAGCUCUCUUCCGGUCUUUGGAUGGAAUUAUUAUUUCAGCUAACUGUAAGCUAAGAAAGAUCUUCACUUUAAAAUUCAAGCCGCAUGAUACAACUGGAGAAGGUGGUGUGUUUUAA
This is a messenger RNA of Poecile atricapillus (Black-capped chickadee), 561 nucleotides long. RefSeq names its product CFAP20 domain containing (gene CFAP20DC). The record is from RefSeq and is a predicted model, not a curated record. The transcript has 6 exons. Lineage: Eukaryota; Metazoa; Chordata; Aves; Passeriformes; Paridae. Bases 1 to 561 code for a protein of 186 amino acids.